AUGGCUCGCACCUCGUGGAAACUGGCACUCCUUGGUGCCUUGCCGGGACUGUCGUCUGCAGCUCUACCCACUGUUGUAGGGGACUCGUGCAACCAGUAUGCCGGGGUUGCCAACGCGACGACCGGGGUGACCAAGUGGCUUGGGAUUCGAUAUGCCGCCCCGCCCGUUGGUGCUUUGAGGUUCAUGCCUCCUCAAGAUGCGCCUUGCCAGACGGGUGUUCAGAACGCAACAGAGCAUGGGCCAAUUUGCAUAGGAACAGGAGAAACCGAGAGUCCUACUCGCUCUGAAGACUGUCUUUUUCUCGACGUCUACGCGCCGUCUAACGCCACGUCCACUUCCAAGCUCCCGGUUGUCAUGUUCAUCCAGGGCGGCGGCUUCAACAAGAACUCCAACCACAACUACGACGGCACGGGGCUGGUCAAGGCUGGCGGUUACGAUCUGAUCGCCAUAACCUUCAACUAUCGCGUCGGGCCCUAUGGCUUCCUCACUAAUGGGGACCAGGUCGAGCCCAACAACGGGCUGAAGGAUCAGCGCAAGGCGCUCCAGUGGAUAAAGAAGAACAUUGCGCAGUUCGGCGGCGACCCAGACCACGUCGUCCUCAUCGGCGGUUCGGCGGGAGGGGCGAGCAUCUCCCUGCACCUGAUCGCGUACGGCGGCAGGGACGAGGGCUUGUUCCACGCCGCAGCCGCCACCGCGGUGUCGUUCGCGACGGUGCUUACCGUGGAGGAGUCCCAGUACCAGUACGACAACUUUGCCGUCCUCGCGGGCUGCGCAGUCGCCGACUCGCUGGCCUGCCUGCGGUCAAAGAACACCUCGGAGCUGCAGGCCGCCAACCAGCCGGGCCCUUACCCGGGCGCCGCCCAGACGCCGCUGUACAUGUGGAACGCCGUGCUCGACGGUGACAUGCUGAGGGAGCUGACCUAUACCGCCUUUGAAGAGGGGAGGUUCCUCCGCGUUCCAGUCAUUUUCGGCACGGCAACAAACGACGGGCGGUCUUUCGCGCCCCGAGGAACCUCGACUCUCGGCCAGAGCAACACCUUCCUGAGGAACCAGUUCCCGUACGUGACCAUCGAACAGCUCGGCAGGAUCAACAGCAUGUAUCCAAACGAGAACAACACCUGCCCCGACACAGGCUGCUACUUUGGGCAGGCCAGCGCAGCCUACGGUGACAUUCGCUACAUGUGUCCUGGGAUGUGGAUCUCUUCGAUAUAUGAAAAGUUUGGACAGGGCAGCAGGUCGUGGAACUACCGAUAUGACGUCGAGGACCCGAAGUAUAUGGCCUCAGGAGAGGGUGUGCCGCACACGGCCGAGAUCCACGCCAUCUUCGGCCCCGAGUACACUCUCGGUGCGGCAGCGGCAAGCCUUUACCCCGGGCAGAGCAAUGCGCACGCCGUCGAGGUCACGCAGGCAUACUGGACCAGCUUCAUCAGGACUCUGGAUCCCAACAAGCACAAGCUCGCCGACGCGGUCCAUUGGGAUACCUGGACCGACGCAGAUCACAAGCGAUUGCUCAUCUCGACGGGCGGCAAGUCGAGCAUGGAGGUUGUGGACGGCAAAACGCGGGAGCGGUGUGAAUAUAUCACGUCGAUUGGUGUUGCUAUCAAGCAAUAA
Pyricularia pennisetigena is the source of this 1611-nucleotide messenger RNA. RefSeq lists its product as uncharacterized. NCBI's taxonomy places the organism in Eukaryota, Fungi, Ascomycota, Sordariomycetes, Magnaporthales, Pyriculariaceae. Bases 1 to 1611 code for a protein of 536 amino acids. The record is from RefSeq and is a predicted model, not a curated record. The transcript has 3 exons.